CAGGGCCAUGACACGGAGGCUGUUCAGGUGCGCACGUCGGAGGGUGUUGGCUGGAGAAAAGGCCCUGCGGGGAGAGGAGGGCCUGGCUGCCCCGGUGCUGACAGAUGAAGACAAUACCGAUGACGCCCGUCCUGCCGCACACAAGAGGGUUAAGCACUAAACACGCAAAUCCCCCGGGCCUCAGGACCCCUGAGGUGAGAGGCUGGGCUUGGCAGGGAAAGUGCCACUGGCUGACGGGCAGCUGCAGGAGCUCAGGGCUGGGUGGGGAGGGAACCGGCAGAGAGCUGGAGCCAGAUCCCCUGGCCCCCUGCGACUCGCCCCUCCUCGCAGGCCUGCUCAAUGCAUCAUCGCUCGUCCCGAAACACGUCUCCACGGAGCAGGACCCGGAGGGUGUGCAUUGGGCCCCACAGUGCCAGCAUGGAGGGCAGCACCGCCUGCUUGCUCAGGCCUCCGUGGGAAGGUUGCCGGCUGCACAACCCUCUUAUCGCUGGCACCGUGGUGGCACGAGGUGCUUUCCCACCCCCUGCCGGGGCUCACGGCCCUUUCACGGGCAGGAGGGAAUUAACCCAUGCUGUCUGCGUGGUCCAGUCGUGGCUCCAUCACCCCGGGCCAGCUGCUACAGGGACCGGAGACCUGACUCCCACGAAGCUGUCGCGGUGGCCCGAGGCCCACAGCCAGUGGGGGAUGGAGGAACCGGGGAAGCUGCCACUCUUUGCAUCUGCAAGCCAACUCCCCUGAUCCGUCUCUGAUGUAGCAGCCGUCUUGCAAGGCAGCCAGCGUCAUGUCCAGGCCCGCACGGAGAAGGAUCCUUGGCCGAGCCUCUCUCCCCAGGAGGGGCCCAUCAUGCUGGAGGCAAAGGCAGGGGUGCCCCCCGUGCUGACAGCACCUUCCUGAGCCUAUGGUGAGCGGCUUGUAUCUGCUGUGCUUGGGGAGAAGAGGAGAUCACGGCCCCUGUGUCGGGCAGCAGAUGCUGGUGCUUGUGGGAGACAUCCUUCUUCCCUGCCUCCUUCCCAGAGACCCAAGGAGCAAACGUUUUGAGCUGGAAACCCCUCAUUUUGCAGCCAGGGCCAGGCAUGACGGCAGGAGGGGCUCAGCAUGGGGGGCUUCUGGGGCAGGCACAGGACCCCCAAAACCGUCACCCAUUGCAACAGCCUCUCUGGACUUAGCCCUGAUGUGGCCCCGUGCAUCCUCGGAAAGUGCUUUGCAUAUGUUCCCCCAGCGAUAACCCCAUGGGCUGGGCUGAGCUGCUAUCUCCUUCCAGCGAUGGAGAGUCCAGGACACAGAUAAGGCGCAGAACAGGCCAAGGAGCCAUGGCAGAGCCAGGACACGACCCCUGCAGACCCCACUGUGGGGAGAGGAAGAGGACCCCAUGGCAUUGAAGGCUCGUGGGGGCCCCCGAGGCGCCUGGCGACCCGGCCUGGCCAGCUGUCGCUCCGUGCCCAGACACGCAGAGGGAACACCAUGUCAGGCUUGGGGAAUUUCAUCUUUAUGGGGGGGAUUAGUGCCUAAUCCCUCCCUCAUCUGCCCGCUUUGUUAUCAAGAAGGAGAUUGCGGGGCAAGGCCGGCGAAUUACGGCAUCCUCCUCCUGGGAGCCGGGGGGCUGGCACGGCCGUGGUCGAAGCCACAUCCAUGGCAUGCGGGGCUCACACCCCAUAGCUGGAGGUGGUGGGGCACGCUGGAUCAUUAGGGUACCCCCUCAUUGCAGCGAUGAGCACCAUUGCCCAAGCCGAGCUUUGCCGCCAGCCCUGCGAGAGCCUGAGCAGCCAGUGAUGGGGCAGCUCGGUCGAGGCAGGUGCAAUGGUGCCAGGACCAGCCGAGGCUGGGGAUCGUGCUCUCUGCAGAGCUUUAGGCCAAAUGGGGAGGGGAAAGGGCUCUGUCUUCCUGCCGUGCUGCCAAGGUCUGUCCCCUUGGGGUGUCCCGAGGAGAGAGGCUGCCCAGGCUGGCUGCGCCCCCCUCCACCCUCCGUCCCCGGGGCACGGUCUGGGUGGCUGUGGGAGCUCUGCCUUCUCCUGCGCUCUGCCUGACAGAUCAAAGGCAGCAGGAUGAUGAAGCUCCCGAGCAAAACCUCGGUGCUGACGUGUCGGGCAAGGUGUUCUGCUCCGCUUGUGAUCACAGGAACGUCAGCCCCGGCUGGCAGCGAGGCCGGCGUCUCCCUGCCCCCCGCCUGGGCAAGGGGCCGGGGCAGCGCGGUGUUUGCAAGGUCGGCGUUCCUCUCCCUACGGCUGGCUCCGGGCCGUGGCCCACCGGGGCGGGCAGGGGCUGACUCAGCCUCUCCAGGAUGCAGACAAUGGGCACGUCUCGCCCUAUGUGAGCAGCCCAGGGCAUUUUGCCAGGCUGCAGGUCCCGCCAAAGCACGCCUGUGCCCAGCCCCAGGGAGAAGGGAAGAAGGGGCCAGCCUCUGCCAUCACCCCAAGCACUCUCCUUUGUGCUGCAAGCCUGUCUGGCCUGCCCCAGGCCCUGCGAGCAUUGCUCGUGGCUGUUCGGGCGGGGGGACGCCUGGGCACCAGACCGAGACGGCCACCCCUUCGCUUCCCAGCCACCCCUGGAGGGGAGGGGAGCUUCUGGCUGUUGGAAUUUGAAGGGGCGGCCGAGGUCGCACGUCCCCCCGCUGCCUCGGGGCACGGCGCUCCCACCCCGCACGUAGGAGGCUGCUGCGCUCCCUCAUCCCAGGGAUGCUGCGUGCACCUAGGAGGGGAGCUGCCCCCUUUCCUGAGAGCCUGUCAUGGGGAGGUGAAUCUACCACCCUUAGGCUCGGUGUCCCUGAGCCCUGGAUCCCCAAGCGAGACAAAGUCACUUGUGUUUGGAGCCCGCGUGCCCCACAGGCUGCGGCUCAGCGGGUAUUUAUACCUUGGGGGCUACCCGGGCUAUUUUAAACCUCUGCUCAGUAGGGAACCAGCUUUAACGGGAGCAUGUGGCUGCUUCUAGCAGCUCCACUUCACAGCACAGCAGGGAAGGGUUUUCCAUUGACUCCAUUGCAGCCCGAUUGCUGCCAGUGCAGCAGCAGGAUCGUGGCCCUGUCUGGGGAGUGGGACCUACAGGGAGGAGCGGGAGCAAGGCCACGUUACACCAGGGUGUACAUGGGCAUGUGCAUGGCCCCUGGGCUGAUGUGCUAUUUGCAGGCCAGCAGCUCCUUGCAGAGGAUGCCCCGCAGUGCUCCUUGGCUGCCUCUCUCCUUGCAACCCAUCGUACACGUGCAGCGGGUGCAACAGCAGCAGUCUCUGCACCAAACGACCCGUGGUGGUGGCAGGAAUGUCACUUCCCCUCCAUGAGCGAUGCUGGCAGCUGCCCUGUGAUGAGGGAAGGAGAGCAUUUGCUCCAAACUUGGGCCUCCUGGCAGGAUUGGAGGCAGCCGCCGCGCUCCUUGGCCCUCCCAUAAGCUCCAGCCAUGCGGGCCAGGAGAGGAUUUGCCUCCAGAAUGAAUGGGAAGAUGCCUGGUGGUGGACGGGACCCGGAGUGCUAGGCUGGCGCCAGCCCGGGACCAAGGCUUCAGAUGGUGCUGGGACCACCGGCGGGAGCAGUAGCAGCCCCGGGAGGGAUCGUGGCACACGGACUGCCAGCCCCGGCCCCUGCCGUGGUGGGCACGAUGAGGAUUCCUCCCUGGCGAAGGUGCAAAGCGCUGGGCUAGGCCCACCUGCCCACCCGGCUCAGCCAUGGUGCUGCCCGUCACCAGCAGCAACAUGGAGCUGCGGCAGGACGACGGCCUCUGCGUGCACAACGACGUGGGCAGCUGCCGGCUGACGUACGAGGAGUCCCGGAGCCGCCGGAAAUCCAUCCCCCCGGCACAGAUGCCUACGGCCAAGCACAUGCUGGCCUACCUGCCCCGGCCCCCGACCGACACCAGCCGCUACGGCACCUUCCCGCAGAAGCCUGAAGUGAUGGUCGUUCCCACGGGGCUGUCAGAAGAAACCCAGCUGCUGCCGGACCCCACCGCCACCAGGAGAAGUGCCCUGUCGUCCCACUUCCUGCCCCUGCCCUGCAGCCCCAAGGACCGCUCCGUUGCACAAAGGAGGCUCAGCACGAUGGAGCCGAUGGGCACAGAGGCGGCUGCGCCCGCCAAGCACCGCCCCAGCGUCUCCAUCAACACGGAGGACCUGCCCAGAUACCGGCGGGCAUCCCGCAACGAGCCGCAGCCCCUGCUCCGGGACAUCAACACCCGGUGGUACCCCCGGCAUGCCCUCAGCGCGCCCAACAUCCCCAACACGACGCGCAGCAAAACGCCCACCCGCAGCAUCGUCUCCAUCACCACUUCAGACAAGUCCCAGAGCCGGCGCUGCAAGCUCAUCGACGACGACCGCCAGUUCAGCUUGUCCAACAAGCAGCAGCGGCAGCGCUACGUGACCAAGGUGGGCAAGUGCCAGGUGAACCUGGGCCGCAUCCAGGAGAAGAAGAGGUUCCUGUCGGACAUCUUCACCACCAUCGUGGACCUCAAGUACCGCUGGUUCCUCUUCGUCUUCAUGAUGUGCUACAUCAUCACCUGGCUGGUCUUCGGCAUCAUCUAUUUCUUCGACGUCUGGGUCAGAGACGACGUCAACCACAUAGGAGACCCCGAGUGGAAGGCUUGCAUCGAGAACGUGGACAGUUUCCUCUCUGCCUUACUUUUCUCUGUGGAAAGUCAGAGGACCAUCGGCUACGGCUCCCGGAUGGUGACGGCCAAUUGUGCCGAGGGGGUCAUUCUGCUGAUGAUCCAGUCCAUCAUCGGGUCCAUGAUCGACGCCCUCAUGGUGGGCUGCAUGUUUGUCAAGAUCUCCCGGCCCAAGAAGCGUGCCCAGACCUUAAUCUUCAGCAAGCAGUGCGUCAUCUCCCAUCGGGACGAGAAGCUCUGCCUCAUGUUCCGCAUCGGGGACCUCCGGGACAGCCACAUGGUGGACGCCAAGAUCCGGGCCAAGCUGAUCAAGUCCAGGCAGACCAAGGAAGGGGAGUUCAUCCCGCUGGAGCAGUCGGAGCUGAACCUGGGCUACGACACGGGUGAGGACAGGCUCUUCCUGGUCGAGCCGCAGAUCAUCUGCCACAUCAUCAAUGACCACAGCCCCUUCUGGGACAUGUCAGCCGAGUCGCUCAAGAGGGAACAGUUCGAAAUCAUCGUGAUCCUCGAGGGCAUUGUGGAAGCCACGGGGAUGACAUGUCAAGCCCGGACCUCAUACGUGGAGGACGAGAUCCUCUGGGGAUACCGAUUCGAGCCCUGCAUGUCCCUGGAGAAGGGGGCUUUCCGUGUUGACUACAGCCGCUUCGAGAAGACCUUUGAGGUGCAGACCCCAGUGGUCAGUGCCAAGGAGAUGUAUGAAAUGAGGGAGAUGGAGCACCAGGACCGCUCCACCCUGAGCCUCUACUGGGACCACAUGUUGCAGCCCUGCGUUUCCACCGAGCUCAUCGAGGACCUGCCAGGGGAGGGGCCCAGCGAGGAUGUCCUGGCCAGGCUCAACAUCCCCAACAUCAUGGAAGAGAGGAGCUCCGAGCUGCAAGCCCAGGACAUCGGUGUCUGAGCUGCACCCCAACAUGGCACGGCAGGAGGGGCCCCAGCAGGAAGGAACCUGCUGCUUUGCAUCCCCCUGAGCGUGGGGGUGGGCCAGGGAAGGCGGGCUGCUGCCCAGCCAUGAGGUGCCCCAAACCCUUCACCCAGAGGCCGCUCACUCUGGGCUGGAGAGGUCCUUGUGUGUGGCAUGGGCAGCAGGCCGUGGGGAGCCAGUGGAGUGGGAGCCUUGGGGCUCCGAAAGGUUGGUUCAUGGCAUUUCUCAGUCACUGACUUGCAGUGGAGGAAACUCCCUGGCGCCCGGGAGGGUAAUGCCAUGCCCUCUGGCCUCUGCUGCCCAUGCAAAAUGCCCUGGGCUCCCAGCUCGGAGGCUGGUGCAAUGCCAGGGCUAUUGCAGCUCGAGGUGCCCCAGGGAAGGCUGCAGCCAGGGGAACUGCGCUCCACAGCUGCUAGUUCAUCUCUGUCCCUUUCGGACGUUUCACCCUCGGUUCAGGCCAUGCCCUUUGCAUACUGCGGGUGCCUGGCGCUGGUACCCCUGGCCCCGGCCCGGGCACUCCUGUGGAAGUGUCUCGUGCUGACAGUGCCAUAUGGAACUCACUCUCUCUGUGUCAGGUGCCCCUGGCCCUGCCCCUGUAGUCGGUCCUGCCCCUGUCCUCCGUCACCCCCAGCUCCCACACGCAGUCCCGGCUGCAACUCAGAUGAAUUAUUUUUGCAAUGUUCUGCUUUUGUAAUAAGGACACCAGGAAACCAAGCCUCCUACCAGCCAGCAGGUGAUUAAAGCCCCUUAAAAAAUGGA
Messenger RNA from Alligator mississippiensis (American alligator), 6263 nucleotides. RefSeq names its product G protein-activated inward rectifier potassium channel 4. Gene Ontology annotation, molecular function: inward rectifier potassium channel activity. Bases 3651 to 5480 code for a protein of 609 amino acids. Gene Ontology annotation, cellular component: plasma membrane. The record is from RefSeq and is a predicted model, not a curated record. The transcript has 5 exons. Gene Ontology annotation, biological process: potassium ion import across plasma membrane; regulation of monoatomic ion transmembrane transport. NCBI's taxonomy places the organism in Eukaryota, Metazoa, Chordata, Crocodylia, Alligatoridae.